GUAAAAGAUUAUUUAUACUGCUUUUGUUUCUUUUGUUUGUAUUGCAAGAGAAGCCUUGUGGAUUUCCAGAAAUAAAACAUGGACGUUUGUACGAUGAAAAUAGAUAUAGACCAUACUUUCCAGUAGCUAUAGGGAAAUAUUAUUACUAUUCCUGUGAUUCCAAUUUUGUGACUCCUUCACGAAAUUAUUGGCACUACAUUACUUGCACACAGGACGGAUGGAAACCAGAAGUACCAUGCCAGAGACGAUGUAUUUUCACUGAUUUGAAAAAUGGAGAUUAUCCAAGGCAAGGACAAACAUAUUUCCAAGGUGAAUCUGUGCCAGUUAAAUGCAAUUCUGGUCACAGUCUUCAAAAUGAGCAGACUGUAAUGACAUGUACAGAGAAUGACUGGUUCCCUCCUCCCGAAUGCAUUCCUCUCAGUAAGUAAAUGAUCUGAGAUAUU
Molecule: messenger RNA, 443 nt
Organism: Ailuropoda melanoleuca (giant panda)
Lineage: Eukaryota; Metazoa; Chordata; Mammalia; Carnivora; Ursidae
Product: complement factor H-related protein 3
Exons: 2
Biological process (GO): complement activation
Molecular function (GO): complement component C3b binding
Source: RefSeq, a predicted model, not a curated record